This is a messenger RNA of Medioppia subpectinata, 507 nucleotides long. NCBI's taxonomy places the organism in Eukaryota, Metazoa, Arthropoda, Arachnida, Sarcoptiformes, Oppiidae. The record is from the annotation of a GenBank genome assembly.
GUGUUUUUGUUUUGUUUUUGUAACACUUUUUCGUGCAUUUAAUUCAGUGUUUAAUUAGCGAUCAAAAUAAUGAGUUGUUUUCAUUUAAUCCGUUCACACAAUCAAUGUUUGGUUAAAAAUUCAUUGCAAUUAUGUUUACAACAAGUUUUGGCCGCAAAUGCGGUCAGAAGUGGUCUGCCGUCCAUUGCCUUGAAUUGCUUACAGAGACGAGAUAUGGCCGCCCGAAGAGGCAAACGUAUUGCCGCCGCGCGUGAGAAGCAAAAGCAGUCGCGGAUCAAGAAAGAAGAGGCCAGGAAUGCACCGCCGAAGGUGUGGACACCCACUAAACUCAAGAUCGACAAGUCAGCCCUAAACGUCGGCCCCCGAAGAUUCACAGACGAGCACUUGAAAGACUUGGACUCACUUAUGGACGACGUCUAUAUCACUAAAUUAUAUAAACAAAAGGCUUAUUCAUUGGUCGAGGCGUUAGACAUGCAUCGGGAGACACACCACAAGACAAUCCUCAAC